CUCUGCCACAUUAGGCUGAACUGCCAGCAACCGCUGCUUCCAACAUGAAGCUGGUUACGGUCCUCAUGCUGCUCGCCCUCCCCCUUUACUGCUAUGCAGGUUCUGGCUGCUCACUUCUCAAGGAAGUGGUUUCAAAAACAGUCAAUACCAGUGUGUCCAAGAUUGAAUUCAGAGCAUUUCUUGCAAAGUUCAUAGAUGACAAAUACACUGCAGACGCUGUGGACGAAUUCAAGGAAUGUUUUCUCAAGCAGUCAGCUGAAACUUUGAACAAUUUCAAUGAGAUGAUGGAAAUCAUAUAUAAUAGUAUUUACUGUGUAUUGUUUUAACUUUCCACAAGACCUUUGGCUCAGAAGAUAUCGACUGGCGAUGAGUACAAACCACAAGCUGUCUUUCCUUUUUGUCUUUUGAUCUACACACUGCAAGACAAUUGUUGAAACC
Molecule: messenger RNA, 438 nt
Organism: Hippopotamus amphibius kiboko
Lineage: Eukaryota; Metazoa; Chordata; Mammalia; Artiodactyla; Hippopotamidae
Gene: SCGB2A2
Product: secretoglobin family 2A member 2
Exons: 3
Coding region: 45-326 (93 amino acids)
Biological process (GO): androgen receptor signaling pathway
Source: RefSeq, a predicted model, not a curated record